Mauremys reevesii (Reeves's turtle) is the source of this 1787-nucleotide messenger RNA. Its product is annotated as transcription factor SOX-17-like. Gene Ontology annotation, molecular function: RNA polymerase II cis-regulatory region sequence-specific DNA binding; DNA-binding transcription activator activity, RNA polymerase II-specific. Gene Ontology annotation, biological process: vasculogenesis; positive regulation of transcription by RNA polymerase II; heart development. The record is from RefSeq and is a predicted model, not a curated record. NCBI's taxonomy places the organism in Eukaryota, Metazoa, Chordata, Testudines, Geoemydidae.
CCCCCCCUCACUGGAGACCCUGCUUCAAUCAGCGGCGUCCCCGCGCCCAGCCCCGCGCGCCCAGCCUGCCCGGGGAGCUGUCCCUGCUGCCCCAGCCGAGCCAGGGGAGAGGGGGCUGCUCGGAGCGGACGGUCCCUUUCCUGCCAGCUGUUGCCCGGGGAGGGGUCGGAGGCGGGUCCGGGUCAGGCCGGCUCCUCCCGGUGGCUCCGGCCCGGCUGCCCCGAGAUGAGCAGCCCCGAUGCGGGCUACGCCAGCAGCGACGACCAGACGCAGGCAAGGUGCUCGCUCCCCAUCAUGAUGCCGGCCCUGGGCCCCUGCCAGUGGGCAGAGACCCUGAGCCCCCUCGCAGACGCCAAGGUGAAGAGUGAGGCGGCCCCGGCGGGGGCUGCGAGCAGCCGGGCCAAAAGCGAGUCCCGCAUCCGCCGGCCCAUGAACGCCUUCAUGGUGUGGGCCAAGGACGAGCGCAAGCGGCUGGCGCAGCAGAACCCGGACCUGCACAACGCGGAGCUCAGCAAGAUGCUGGGGAAGGCCUGGAAGGCGCUGUCGCUGGCGGAGAAGCGGCCGUUCGUGGAGGAGGCGGAGCGGCUGCGGGUGCAGCACAUGCAGGACCAUCCCAACUACAAGUACCGGCCGCGCCGGCGGAAGCAGGUGAAGCGCCUGAAGCGCGUGGAAAGCGGCUUCCUGGCGCACGGGCUGGCGGAGGCGCCGGGCGCCGGGCUGGCCAGCGAGGGCAGCAGGAUGUGCGUGGAGAGCCUGGCGCUGCCCUACCCGGAGCAGGGCUACCCCGCCGUGCAGAGCGCGCUGCCCCCGGCGCUGGGCCACUACCGGGACUGCCAGCCCCUGGCUGCCGCCUUCGACGGCUACAACCUGCCGACCCCGGACCCGUCCCCGCUGGACGCGGCGGAGAGCGAGGCGGCCUUUUUCACGCCGCCCCUGCAGGACGAGUGUCAGCUGGCGCCCUACGGCUACCCCGCGGCCGAGUACCCCGCGCACGGGGCCGAGAGCCAGGCCAGCGCCGCGCUCCGCAGGCACCUGCCCCGCGCCGAGCCGCUGGGGCAGCUCAUCCUGCAGAGCCUGCUGGGCUGCCAGGGCCCCCUGCACGCCUACUACGGGCAGCUGUGCCCGCCCGCCGGCCCGGCCCGCGCCCCCCAGCUCCCGCCGCAGCCCUGCCAGCCCUCGCCGCCGCCCGAGGCGCAGCAGUGCAGGGAGCCGCUGGAGCACCUGUCGCAGGACGAGCUGCUGGGCGACGUGGAUCGCACCGAGUUCGAGCAGUACCUGCACUUCGCCUGCAAGCCCGAGCUAGGGCUCCACUUCCCGGGCCACGACGCCGGCCUGGCCGCGCCAGACGCCCACGGGCCCCUCUCCUCGGUGGUUUCGGAUGCGAGUACUGCUGUGUAUUACUGCACUUACCCAGACGCCUAAUAGACACGGUCACUCCCAGCGCUCUCGCGGUGCGAAGUAGCUGUGAGUCUGUGGCGGACUCCCCGGUGAUGGGAAGCCUUGUACGGAAGGGUGUGUGCUUUGCUCCUAUUUAUGUAAUUUAUUGGAAUCUUCACUGGAGCUAUGGGACAGUCAACCUCGGUCGAAAAGUACUUAUCUGUUUGAGAUAAAACAUGGUUGUUAUAAAAUACAGGUAUGGGUCUUCUAUGGCUGGCUGACCUGCAGCUGGUUCAUCUGUUUUAUAUGUCAAUGUCUGUCUGUUUUGUAAGAGUAAUGAUAAAAGUGGUGCCCCUCUUGCCCACAAUGUUUUUACCAGUUAAACUUUUUAGAAAUGCCUCCUUUAAAAG